Helobdella robusta is the source of this 903-nucleotide messenger RNA. RefSeq lists its product as hypothetical. The coding region runs from base 1 to 903 and encodes 300 amino acids. NCBI's taxonomy places the organism in Eukaryota, Metazoa, Annelida, Clitellata, Rhynchobdellida, Glossiphoniidae. The transcript is spliced from 2 exons. The record is from RefSeq and is a predicted model, not a curated record.
AUGAUGGAACUUCUACUUAGUAUGUCAACUGAAAUGAAACAGAUCAAAGAACAGUCCGAACGACAGCUCGAACGACAGACAGAAGAGUUAAAACAACAGACAGAGAAGUUAAAACAGAUCAAAGAACAGUCCGAACGACAGUCCGAACGACAGACAGAGGAGUUGAAACAGAUCAAAGAACAGUCCGAACGACAGUCCGAACGACAGACAGAAGAGUUAAAACAACAGAUCAAGGAACAGUCCGAACGACAGACAGAGGAGUUAAAACAGAUCAAGGACCAGCUAAAACACGUAAAAUUGGAAGUGGCAGAACAGAUUGAAGAACAGUCAAUAAGAAUAGAAAUGAUCGAGCAGAAACUUGAUCGUCAGACCGUUGAGGUAGAUCACAAGAUAGACAAAUUAAAGCGAGAAUUGGAGCAAUCCAAAAAAAUGGCCAUGCCGUUAGAUCACGCAUCCGGAAGAACUUUGAAGGUACCAGCAUUUGACGGAGAGAUGUCUUGGAACGUUUAUAAAAACCAGUUCGAAGCAGCUGCAACUAGUAACUGUUGGAACGGAAAAGAACGAUCAACAGCACUGAUACUGGCCCUGCGAGGUUCAGCAGCAGAGGUUCUUCAGACGAUUCCGGCGGAGAACCACUUCAACUAUGAAGCUCUGGUUAGCGCGUUGGAUUUACGUUAUGGUGAAGAACACAUGAAACAGAUUUAUCGAUCUCAGCUUAGAAACAGAACGCAACGAUCUGGUGAAUCCAUUCAGCAGCUGGCACAAGAUAUCGAACGGUUGACAUUGCUGUCGUAUCCAACAUCAGACCCCGAGCAUAGAGACGAAACUGCCCUGGAUACAGCAAACACAGCGAGGACAGCGAUGAGAAGAAGAGAUCGGAACAUCGUGAAAUUUCAACGUUGA